AUGGUCAAUCAGGCAGCCAUGCGAAGCCAGCGUGUGGUGGAGAGCGAGUGGAGGUGCUGGAACCCGGCCGUCUGGCUCCUGGUAACUCUGCUGGGAUCCCUGAUCUUGGUGGCCGUCAGUGUGCUGCUGCGACUCGGGGAUGUGAAAAUAAACAAGCGUGCUGUAUCAAGUAAAGAGGCCUUGACAGUUUUGCCUGCUCGUGUCUUCAAAGUGCAACUGGUGAAUGGACGCAACAGGUGUGAGGGAAGAGUGGAGGUGCUCUCCUUCGACGAGUGGGGCACAGUGUGUGAUGACGACUGGGACAUGGUGGAUGCUAACGUGGUGUGUAGGCAGCUGGACUGCGGGGUGGCCGUGGAGAUGGGCAGCAGCUCCAGGUUUGGACAAGGCUUGGGGCUCAUAGCGCUGGACAACGUGGACUGCAGAGGACAUGAAACAGACCUCAGCCAGUGUGGAAGUCUGGGCUGGGGUAUCCACAACUGCUACCAUUAUGAGGAUGUGGGUGUCACCUGCAGAGAACCAGCAAUGGUGGGGGCAAAUGGCUUUGGGGGUCCUGCCACGCCACCCUGGGACAAAAAUGGUUUACGAGAUGGCGCUGUCCGAUUGGUGAAUGGACACUCUGAGUGUCAGGGACGGGUCGAGGUCUACUUCCAGGGAAACUGGGGGACAGUGUGUGAUGAUGACUGGAGCAUAAAUAACGCCAUGGUGGUGUGUAGACAGUUGGGCUGUGGUAUGGAGGUCAACGCUCACAGCAACUCCUACUUUGGUUAUGGUACCGGCCUGAUUCUCCUGGACAAUGUCAACUGCUAUGGCUAUGAGCCGGACCUGUCUAAAUGCAAAAGGCUGGGCUGGGGACAACACAACUGUGGCCAUCAUGAGGAUGCUGGAGUCACCUGCACUGGAUUAACCUCAGAGGCUCCUGUGGUGACACAAAACCCGAGAGGACACUGGAGAACAUUUAACACUGAAGCAACAGAAACUAUUCCAGCCACUGACACACCAACUACGACAACUGUUACCACAACUGCUCAAACAAAAGCCAAACCAGCCAUCCGCGUGUCGAGUGGAAACAGUAGCUGCCAGGGUCGUGUCGAGGUCCAAUACAAAGGUCUUUGGGGGACGGUGUGUGACGAUGGCUGGGAUAUAACUAAUGCCCAAGUGGUGUGUAGGCAACUCGGCUGUGGCCCUGCCAUCGCCGCCAAGCCCCAGGCCUACUUUGGCUACGGCAAUGGACCCAUCCUGCUGGACAACGUGGAAUGUUCUGGCUUUGAACGGGAUCUCACCCAGUGCUUCCACCUGGGCUGGGGUCUACACAACUGUGGUCAUCAUGAGGACGCUGGUGUUAUCUGUCUAUCGCUUGACUUUUACGGCGGAGUUCAACGUGACUUUGGAGCAACGGAACAGACAGCUACCACCACCACCACACAGCCCUCUGAAGGAAUGGUGAGACUGGUUGGUGGCCAGCACAGGUGUGAAGGUCGGGUGGAGGUGUACUCAAAUUCUACAUGGGGCACAGUGUGUGAUGAUGCUUGGGACCUCCCUGACGCUCAGGUCGUGUGUCGCCAGCUGGGCUGCGGAGAGGCCGCAGCAGCCCGGGUAGAGGCUUUCUUUGGGCCUGGGAAUGGAGCAAUCCUGCUGGACAAUCUGAAGUGCACAGGUGCAGAGGCCUCUCUGCAGCAGUGCUCCCAUAUAUCCUGGGAAGUGCACAACUGUGACCACACCGAAGAUGCCGGCGUCACCUGCUCGAUGUCGUGAUUUCCGCUGAACCACACUCCCAUUUCCACCAUGGGUAGGAGGAGGUUGAGUCACCAACAUGGGACUUGUAUAUAUAAUGUAAAUAACAGCUUUCGAGUUGCUGAAGGAAUACUCCA
Paralichthys olivaceus (Japanese flounder) is the source of this 1868-nucleotide messenger RNA. Lineage: Eukaryota; Metazoa; Chordata; Actinopteri; Pleuronectiformes; Paralichthyidae. The record is from RefSeq and is a predicted model, not a curated record.